Molecule: messenger RNA, 2816 nt
Organism: Phyllostomus hastatus (greater spear-nosed bat)
Lineage: Eukaryota; Metazoa; Chordata; Mammalia; Chiroptera; Phyllostomidae
Gene: GOLGA5
Product: golgin A5
Exons: 13
Coding region: 181-2382 (733 amino acids)
Biological process (GO): retrograde transport, vesicle recycling within Golgi; Golgi organization
Cellular component (GO): Golgi membrane; Golgi cisterna
Source: RefSeq, a predicted model, not a curated record
CCACGUCUCCCGGAAGAGUAGCUGGGCCGUGGCAGGGCCUUAGCAGGUACGGGACGCCUUUACACAGCUUGGCCCUUUCCCGGCCGGCAGCUGAGUGGGGUGGACCGGGAGGACGUGGAGGCCGCAGUGCGGCCGCUGCAGAGUCCUCAGGUUUGCCAAUAGGGUUCCUCUGCUGCCGUCAUGUCUUGGUUCGCCGAUCUUGCUGGGAAGGCAGAGGACCUUUUAAACCGCGUCGACCAAGGGGCUGCGACAGCCCUCAGCAGGAAGGAGAACAUCAGCAGCAUCAUAUACAGCAAAAACACUGACUGUCCUGAGCUUCACCAGCAACAUCCAGGUUCGACUCAUCAGGCUGGAUCUAAAGCUGAUUAUAUUUCCUCGGCAGCUGAUAACAUUAGGAAUCAGAAAGCCACCAUCUUAGCUGGAACCACAAAUGUGAAAGCCGGACCUAGGGCGUCGGUGGAGGCUUCCCAUCCUGUUGAGAACUCAUCCGUGCCUCGGCCUUCUUCCCAGUUUAUCCGGAGAAAAAAGUCGGAACCUGAUGACGAGCUGCUGUUUGAUUUUCUUAACAGUUCAAGGAAGGAACCUGCCGGGAGGGCGGAAAUCAGAAAAGAGAGGGGCAAGACACCUGUUCUUCAGAGUUCUCAGACGACAGGUGUCAGUGCUGCGAACACCAGCGUAACUACCACCAACAGAGCCACUGACGAAAGUCCCUCUGGGAGCCAGAGCCAUGAAGCCUCCAGCAAUUCAGAUUCGGGCCACGAGAUCCAGGAGGGUUCUUCGAAGGAAAACGCGCCAUCAGACGCUUCCUGUGCUGAUCACCACCCGCAGCCCGCUGAUGACGGCAAAUCGCACGAGCUGUCCAACCUCCGGCUGGAGAACCAGCUGCUGAGGAAUGAGGUCCAGUCCUUAAACCAAGAAAUGGCCUCGUUACUUCAGAGAGCCAGGGAAACUCAAGAAGAAUUAAACAAAGCAAGAGACAGGAUUGAAAAGUGGAAUGCUGACCAUUCCAAGAGUGACCGAAUAACUCGAGAACUCCGAGCCCAAGUGGAUGACCUGACGGAAGCAGCGGCCGCCAAGGACUCCCAGCUGGCUGUCCUGAAGGUGCGACUCGAGGAGGCCGACCAGCUGCUGAGGACUCGCACGGAAGCGCUAGAAGCCUUGCAGAGCGAAAAGUCACGAAUCAUGCAGGAUCACAGCGAAGGGAGCAGCCUGCAGAACCAAGCUCUGCAGACCCUCCAGGAGAGACUGCACGAAGCCGAGGCCACGCUGAAGAGGGAGCAGGAGAGCUACAAACAGAUGCAGAGUGAGUUUGCUGCACGCCUGAACAAAGUGGAAGUGGAACGGCAGAGCCUGGCCGAGGCAGUGACGCUGGCAGAGCGAAAACACUCGGACGAGAAGAAGAAGGUCGAUGAGCUGCAGCAGCAAGUCAAGAUGCACAGGACCAGCCUGGAGUCCUCCAAGCAGGAGUUAAUUGACUACAAGCAAAAAGCUACUCGAAUACUCCAAUCUAAAGAAAAAUUGAUUAACAGCUUAAAGGAAGGAUCUGGUUUUGAAGGCCUGGACAGCAAUACUGCGAAUAGCGUGGAGCUAGAAGAACUUCGUCAUGAAAAGGAGCUGCAGAGGGAAGAAAUUCAGAAGCUGAUGGGUCAGGUACAUCAGCUGCGGUCUGAGUUGCAGGAUAUGGAGGCUCAGCAGGUUAGUGAAGCAGAGUCAGCAAGAGAGCAGUUGCAAGACCUGCAAGACCAAAUAGCUGGACAUAAGGCAUCUAAACAAGAACUAGAGGCAGAGUUGGACCGACAGAAGCAGGAAUUCCGUUACAUGGAAGAAGAUCUGUAUCGAACAAAGAACACGCUGCAGAGCAGGAUUAAAGAUCGAGAAGAAGAAAUUCAAAAACUUAGGAAUCAGCUUACCAAUAAGACCUUAAGCAACAGCAGUCAGUCUGAGUUGGAAAGCCGACUCCACCAGCUGACAGAGACACUCAUCCAGAAGCAGACCAUGCUGGAGAGUCUGAGCACGGAGAAGAACUCGCUGGUCUUCCAGCUGGAGCGCCUGGAGCAGCAGAUGAAGUCCGCCACCGGCAGCGGCAGUAACGGGCCUUCCAUUAAUAUGUCCGGAGUGGACGCCGGUGAAGGCACGCGUCUGCGAAACGUCCCUGUUCUUUUCAACGACACAGAGACCAGCCUGGCUGGGAUGUACGGGCGAGUCCGCAAAGCCGCCAGUUCCAUCGACCAGUUCAGCAUCCGUCUGGGGAUUUUCCUCCGAAGAUACCCCAUAGCACGAGUCUUUGUCAUCAUAUACAUGGCUCUGCUUCACCUCUGGGUCAUGAUCGUUCUGCUGACGUACACACCGGAGAUGCACCACGACCAGCCACACGGCAAAUGAGCCGAGUCCCGUCGUCGCAGUGACGGGUCGCUGUUUUCCGAACAUGGGUCCGCACAAAGGUCAAUUGCUCAAGUCCCUGAGGAGGGCGCGCAAGAUUGUUUCAUCACUACAAGCUUUUAACUUUUUAAGUUAUUACACAAGGACUCUGCUACUUAAAUCUGCCUCUAAUUUCCUUCCAAUGGUAAGAGUUUCUAAGAGAGACAGUGUGACGAGGUCAGCGCCGCUGUUCAAGGCCGGUGGCUCCAUGCGUGCGUGCGUGUGUGUGUGUGUGUGUGUGUGCGCGCACACGCACCUGAGCAUGCACGCACAUGGAGACACGCGGUCGCUCGCCUCUGUGCAGACCGGCCUGUAUGUUAGGUGACACUCGUUAUGGGUGAAAAUCAGGGAAAUUAAUUGUAUUUAGUAAUAUAAAUAAAAUGUUUGCUUUUUGAUAA